UUUGAAGAUAUUGUGAAAACUGUGAUAUUCAAAUAUUCGGCUUCCACACGUUCACACAACCAAAUGUGUCUCGCGUGAUGAGCAGUACUCAGAUAAAUGUGAUUAUAACAAGCAUGUGAAAUGUGAUCCUAUAUUUAGCCAAGAAGUAAACUACUAGUGCAUGGAACAAUUUACUACUGAUAACUUUAGACAUGUAUGGCGUCAUCCACUAUGUUGUCAAGGACAUGAUCGUCUCACAGUUUGGCCAGGAAGCUUUGGACCAAAUCCUCACGUGCGCUGGCCUUGACGAAAGCCGACAUUUUAAAAUGUUCUACCCAUACGACGACAAGAUCCUUGAGGCUCUGCUAGGGGCCACAAGUAAAUGUUUAGGUUUGUCUGUGGAGAUGGUUCUAGAAGUGUUCGGGGAUUACUUCAUCACGUUCAGCUUACGUCACGGAUAUGACGACAUGCUGAGAACCCUGGGUGGGGACAUGAGGAGCUUCAUACAAAACCUGGACUCGCUGCACUCACUGUUGGCCCUCAGCUACGACAAGAUGGUGGCCCCGUCAUUCAGGUGCGACACUGAAGCAGACGGCAGCUUGACCUUGCACUACCACAGCUCAAGGUGUGGCUACCAUCCUCUGGUCAAAGAAAAAACAAAACAGAUUGGUGUCACCUUGGUUGCUGACCUGGAGACCGCUGUCUUCACAAAGUCUGCUGAUAAUGUCUUCACAAUGUCUGCUGGUAAUGUCUUGACUAAAGUUGUUACAUUUGACCAAAAUUUGUAA
Molecule: messenger RNA, 767 nt
Organism: Physella acuta
Lineage: Eukaryota; Metazoa; Mollusca; Gastropoda; Physidae
Product: guanylate cyclase soluble subunit beta-1-like
Biological process (GO): response to oxygen levels
Cellular component (GO): guanylate cyclase complex, soluble
Molecular function (GO): guanylate cyclase activity; heme binding
Source: RefSeq, a predicted model, not a curated record